This is a messenger RNA of Polypterus senegalus (gray bichir), 7053 nucleotides long. Its product is annotated as otoancorin-like. The record is from RefSeq and is a predicted model, not a curated record. Gene Ontology annotation, biological process: cell-matrix adhesion. Lineage: Eukaryota; Metazoa; Chordata; Cladistia; Polypteriformes; Polypteridae. The transcript is spliced from 25 exons. Gene Ontology annotation, cellular component: cell surface. Bases 111 to 3179 code for a protein of 1022 amino acids.
GAAGGAAGAAAUCUCAGCACACAUUGAUUUUUGUCUGGCAGCAGCUCAUUCCCCAUCAUUACACACCUACUUCACUGAGGGACAAGCAACUCGAGGUGUGAGGUCUAACAAUGAGGUCAGCUCUCUUUAAAGUUGUUCUGUGCAUCAGUCUUACAGGGCCACUACUUGGUCAACAAGGAAAUGCUAAAGAGGACAAUAGCAAAAAGAAGGGGAAUUGUGAAGGAUGGGAGAGUUCUCUACAAACUCAGCUUACAACCCCCGAUAAGUUUUCUGAACUUCUGCAGACCUACAUGAAGGAGCUGCGCAGUCUCUCUGCGAAGUGUGUGGAAUCAUUUAAUCUCACACCCCAGUCGUCAGCUGUAAAGGAUCUAAUGAAUGCCCUGAACUCUGUUUAUGAUGAUUUGAACCCUGGGACCAGGAAAGCUGUCUACAACUGGAUUGAAUCAGUUUAUAAUCAGAAGAAAGGAAAAGAUACUGCUAGUUGGAUGACUGUCGAAGUGCUCCAGUUGCUAAUGCGUUUUCUUUUGCAAGCUCCGAUGUCUACCUUGAUGGCCUUGGCUGAGAGAAGCAACAGUUCACUGUGCACCUUCUACCUGAAUGAUUCCAAAAUCUGGAGCAGCCUCUAUGAUUUAAACUCGGCGCAAGCAAACACGAUUCUCAAGGGGCUUCAGAAGUGCAACAUCUCUAUUAUAACACCUGACGUGAUUCCCAAACUCGGACAGCUGACAUGUUACUUCACCCCCUAUGUCAGUAAGUUGAAUGAGACUGCCACUGCCGCUUUGAUGAACCAGCUGAAGAACUGCAGCAACAAUGUCAAAAAUGUGUACCAAGAGAUUGCAAGAUCUGUAAGUCCAAAUAAUUUGAAUGCUGAAAAACUGAAGAACAUUGGUGAAGCUGCAGUUGGACUAAGCAUCAGCCAGCUUGCAAACCUUAGCAAGGAUGCUGUUGUUGGAAGCUUGGCAUCACUAACAAAAAUGAAAAGCUGGAGCAACUCCCAGAAGACAGUGUUACUCAAGAAGAUCUUGGGUUCCAUGAAUCUUACUGCCGCUAACCUGACCCAACUUGGGAGUCUGGUCAGUGCUAUGAAGUCCAGCACUUUACAGACUUUAAAAGGCAAAGAUUUUCUGGAUGCUUUCAAAAACAAGGAUGUUACAGACUCCAUGGAAACCAUGCAGCCUGUUCAGAAGAAGUCCAUCAUUUCUAAGAUUUUAAAAGAGAAAUCAAUCAGUGAGACUCUGAAGGAUAUGCCAAUGGCAUUGCUUCCAGAGAUAUCCACCAAAUCUUUAAGGGAUGCUAAUAAAACAGCUUUCACCUUGGAUUUCCUUGAUCGUUCCAUUCUAUGGAAUAAAGGCCAGGCUUUGGUCAUCAUAAAAAAACUUGCUAACAAUGUGAGCUCCUCUGAUGACUUCAAGAAACUUAGGGGUGCAGUAAAAGGCUUCACAUGUGACCAGAUAAGGAAUUUAUCUUUGGACAGUCUGCGCACUCUGGCCGCCAAUGAGAACAUCACCCGGGAUCAGGUCCGAUGUGCCAGCAACUGUUAUUUUAAGGCUAUAAAUCUGACCAAUUCCAGUGCCUUUGUCAACAUGACACAGGAAAGCAUUAAGCAGAUUCCACCCAAUUUUAUACUAAUGUUAAGGUCUUUCAAGGAGCUGAUGAAUAUUUCCAGUUCUGUCUGCCCUACUCUGAUGGCCCUUCUUGCACAAGCUAACCCCAAAAUCAUACCCAGAAGCUCAGCAAGGCGCACAGAAGCUGCACAAUUCAUCAAGAAUUGUUUGAACAUCACAAACACCAAAGAUUUAACUUCCAGCCAAGUUGCCGAUCUGGGGUUCAGCAUCUGCUUUUUUGAUUCUAAAGACAUUGACAACUUAACCGCCACUUCUUUUCAGGAAGCUAUUAGCAGGUUGAAAGAGUGCGGUAAAUUUGAAGGCAAUUUGAACAAAUCUCUUGCCAAUAAAAUAACAGAAGUGUUUGGAAAACCCCAAAAUUGGACUUCAGAUGUCUUGAAUCAGCUUCAGUCUUUGCUGUCCGUGUUUGACAUCUCCCAACUGCAAAAGCUCAAUGGCACAGCAGACAUGAAGUUAAUCAUUGGAGACAUUCUCUCUCGAGUAGUAAGAGAAAAAGAGUUUGUAGUCAAAGAUUUAGAUUUCAUUCCCAACAUGGACUCUGUAAGAAAACUGUACUCUCAAUUGAUUCUUGGAUCAUCAGGAUCGUCACCAAGCAGCCGAAAGAAAAGAGCAGAUUGUACUGGUGUCAGGAUACCCACAACAGAUAACAUUCGACAGCUUGGAGAUGCUUCUUCUGAAUAUUCAAGUAUGGAACUGUCAUGCAUGUCCAGUGAAACUUUAACUAAUACCUUAGACAUUUUGUCCUCAGUCAAUGGAUUUAACAUGGAGCAACUGACUUCCCUUAAGAAUAAAGCUGAAGAGGUUUUUGGUAGCACUUUAGUCAAUGAAACCAGUAGCCUGAAAAGAAUAUGCCUGGCUUUUACCGGCACUGAAGUCACGACAUACUUUCCAAAUCCUGAUAUUGAUGUUCUCUCAAGCAUUGGGCCAUAUCCUGACUGGCUAAAUGUUACUUUCUUCUCUAAUGCCCAGAUAAUUGCAAACAACUUCUUGAAAACUAUGCCUGCACGUAGCCUGCUCAGUAGUGACCUGGUGGGCUUGGGUUACUUCAUCUGUGCUUUCAGCCCUGAACAGAUCAGCAAUAUCAGUCCCACAGAAUACAGUACUUCUGCUAACAGCAUUGGAAAACUAAACUGCCCAUUUCCUGUCUUGAGAGCAUUGAAGGAUAUUGCAGUUCAAGCCUUUGGAACCCCCAGCUCUUGGACCGCUGAUCAGCUUCAGGAAGUUGGCACUGUAACAGCUGGAUUGAGUAGCUCUGAACUACAAAGUAUCAAUAACUCUGUGGUGGCGUAUAUAACUCCAAUGGCUGUGUCUCUGAUCCCUCUAGAUGUUUUCAAAGGCUUUACUGUACAACAACUCGAAAACUUUGGGAUGGAGAAUGAAGUGGCUGUGACAAGCAGCCAGCGAAGUGUGCUUAACUCUGACCAAUCAAAUGCUUUGGCCAAGAACCAGAUUUCAGCAGCAUUUCCAGGCAGUGGGUCAUCCAACCUGAUGAGACCUUUGGAUGCUCAUAUUCUUCUCCUGCUGACUCUCGCUCUGUUGGGAAUCCCACAUUAACCAUUGAAUCUUCCAGGCUGACAAUCCAAUCCAUUUUUACUCGGAUGUUCUCGUCUCUCCAGAACCAAAAAGGCUUCAGAAUUAAAAGAUCAAAGAGACAGGCUUUUUCUCCUUAGAUAAAUUAAUUACUUUUUAUCAAAUUCUUAUAUGACCAUCUUCAUUCAUUUUUCAUUCCAAGCAUAUGUAGCACUCACUAUGAAAGCAUAAUGUUCUUUCCUUAAUGAGCUAUACAGUACAUACUGAAACGUUUUGGUUGUACAGUCAAAUGACUAUCUUCCCCUACUUCUACAGCAAACACACCCCUAGAAAACCAGUCUGUUUUCUUUAGGAUGGCCUUUGCACUUAUCUGUCAAAUGCAUCACAUUUCUGCAACACUGACAGGACAGUACCUUAUAUUUAAUGUCUUUUUAUAUGGGGUAAUCUUAAGUUUUUAAAUAAAUACAGUAUGAAAGUAUAAAAUAUGAAAAUAAAUAUAUACACUCUACUUCAUUCCAUUGCUCUAAACUGGUGUAACACAGGAGACCAACACACAAUUAAAACACUCUAAAGAAAAAUCAGUGAACUGUCAUUCCUCCUUACAACUCCACGUUUCCUGACUGUUCUCUCUCCUCAGUAUAGCCAGGUUAACUUUCAAAAUCGCAAGCCUGAUCAACUUGAACUGCCUGUCCCCUGCUUGCAUCUCUACUGUAGCAACAAAACACUUCAGGGAAAAUGUAUUAAAAACUGAUGGCAAAUCGACUAUGAUUUUUAUCUGGUGAAAUGUGAGGGUCAGGAAUAGUAACUAUGUUUUUAACCAAAACCAGACCACCGCCAACUUCAAAACCUUUAAAUAAUUUUCAUUUUUGAAUUUUUUUUAUUUAGGGCCAAAAAUAUAUAAAUGGAGUAGGCCUGAAUAUAUCAACAAACAACUAUAACUAUUUUUUAUCAGUAAGAUAUUCUGUAACUGUACCUUUCUGAUCAUUACAGCAUAUCAAGUCGGGUGAGAGCAGCAGUCAGGACACAUGUGAGAACUUCUUUUGUAGAUCACUUUGGGUAAAAGCAUCUGAUAAUUAACUGAAUAAAAAUUUUAAUUAUUAGCUAAAGCAAGCUACUGUAUAUUCGUUAACACAUGUGUCACAAUUGAAUGACACUUGACCACAUCAAAAAACAUGCUGGUGACAGAGCACACAGACCACAUUCUGAGUUGGUCAGAAAUGAGCAGUGAUCACAUUUAAUGAGAGUCGAAAUGCAAAUGUGUUUUCUAUCAACAUACAUAAUCCAGUCAGCAGAAAAGGUAAAAGAAUCAAUUAGCCACAGACAUGUGUGUGAGUGGAAUAGCAGCAACAGCAUGUGAAGUUGCACUACCAUCUCUUCCUUGAGGCUGUCAUAUCUUUGGCAUCAAGCUAAAACACAAAAGUUCUUUAUAGCAGUGUGGCAGGUCACCUUCUUUUAACUUUUUCGUGAUGGGUCAUUGCAAACAGCCAGUUCUCAUUCUAACUACAGCUUAGUAGCUUCUGUGUGCUGUGCUGAAUAGGUAAACACAAGCAGACAAUCGAGAUGGAUUUUAAUACCAGGGAUAAAUGUAAUCUAGCUAAAUUAUAUAUGGACAAAAACUGUGCAUGAAACUAAAUUUAAAGGGGGUCUUAAAACUAAUACUCAUUACUGGUUGUACAUAACAUGUUUUGAAUAUUGAUGAAGCGGAACACUUUAGAAAGGUUCAGCCUGUGGACCUUAUGUUUGACAGAAGCAAACUUCCUCUAAAGAUCUGCUGGUAAUACUUUAGUUUAGGUAGUGCAAAAAUGCAUCUAUUACUCAUUCAUCUUAUGCAACAAGACUUAAUAAAGGCUUCUUUUGGUCUUCAUACCACGUAUAAAACAUCAGUAGAUAAAAUAUUCAUCUUUGUGCAGUUUGGCAAACUGAUAUGACAGUAUUACUUGUUAAUAUGAAGGAUUCUCAGACCUUAUACUAAAUACGUAAGAUCAACAGAAAUGUGUCUCAGUUAAGCCACCUCAGAACACUCCAAAGUGACGUUUGUUAAUUGAUCAUGAAUAAACACUUUACUGAUGUUUUGUAAGCGUUAUGAAGAAACCCGAAGUACCUAAACUAAAAUGUUACCGAUUCGCUUGUUUAUUUCGUAUUGUUGAGUUUGCCCUGUUUAUAUCAAAUUUGGACACACAAAGCUGUACAUGCUCAUGAUUUCAUGGAUCACGCGUGCCUAGCAAAAACACAGUAUUGUAGCAAGCAAACAAACAAAACGGUUGCAAGAAUAAAUAAAAAAAAAAAACAGUCAAAAUGGUGGUGCCAAUAGACAAACAGACACAGAAUAGAGAUAAUAAAAUAAUUCAACCACAAAAACAGUUAUUAACUUAAAUAAUUCCAAUGAACACAGCUCUAUUGAAUUCCUACCAAAAUCACACUUGUAGCUGAGCUGAGAUCUACUACCAAACAAGUACCACAUCUGAUCCUCUCAAAGUUCCUCUCAUAUUAAAAAAGGUUUAGGGCCAAAGACAAUAUGAAGCUUUUUGUAAGUGGCAUUAUGAAGUGGCCCAAUUUACAGCAACAUUGUAUUAAAAUGUAGGAAGAACUCUUUGACAUGAAGAAGCUUGUGAAACAGAGGCAUAGAAGGAACAGACCGUGACAAAAGAAGAAUAGUUGGGGAACCAACCAAGUUGUCCCAUUUAAUGUCCUUUCUUUUCUUUCCUUUAACUUAAAGUCCACACCUUUUGGUGGCAAAACAAUGCAGCCCUAAGGGCAGCACAACAUAAAUAAGAGGCUCUAUCUAGCCAAAUCUCUUAACAAAACAGGUCUCCCGAGGAGCUUGGGCUUCUUAUCUUGUGAGGACUUAAAGGGGCGGGGCUAAGUGCCCUCAAUGGGUGUUUCUCUGAGCUGUGGGGAGAGAAGAAGACAUGGUUAGCAUAAGCACCCUCUCUGAUGCUGGCUGCAUAUGCAUGAUGACAUUUGUUAAAACUGAAAGUACACUAUAUACUACAUUAAUAUACACUAUAUCUGAGACCCUACAUGUAUGUAUAUAUAUAUAUAUAUAUAUAUAUAUAUAUGUAUAUAUAUCUUUCACAAAUGCUCAUAGUAACAAAAUCUUUUUGUAGCAUUUGUUUUCUGUGUGUUUCACUGUGAAAUUUUGAGACCACAGAAGAAAAAUAGGCAACUUUUUUUUUUAAAUGGGGUGGGGGUAUUUUAACUAACAGACACACUUUGUUGUUUAUAUUCACACUUUGGUUAGUCUUACAAAAGAAUAUCAAAUGGUGAAAAUAGUUUCUUGAUAAAAAAAGAAAAAAUAUUACUGUGGCCUAAAACUUUCCUAAUGUUGUUAAGUGCAGCUGAAGGCAUAUGUAAAUAUAAUUUGCAGUUAGCUCAUGAAGUGUUACUGAGAAAUUUUAAAGCUUAUGAACAUACUAUCAGGAAUAGAUUUCUUUCCAAUAUUAUUUUUCUUUUCUUUACUUAUUUUUUUAACAAGAAGAUUUGUUUUGUAUGAAUGUGCAUAUUGUAGGUGUCAUGAUUAUUUUUAACUAGCACUGGUCAUGGAGUCUUUUUCUCCAAAUAAGUAAUUUUCUUCAAACAGAAUUAAUUGUCUUCUUUCAUGUUAGUCCUGAGAUGGUAAUGACUGUAAACAUUCAUCAUAAUUAACACAUAUAUUUAAGUUCUUUAAUUUGCUUUUUAUUUUGCAUUUAUUAAGUGAAUGUACGUGUGUUAGAAAUCGGUCCAACAAAAACAUGACUAAAAAGCAUUAAACCCCUACCUUCAGAGAGUAAAACAAUGUCUUGAAGUGACAGAAAUUUCCAUAAUUUGGUGUUCACUCAUUUGCCCCACAAAGUAAAGAGAUGGUGUUAAUUCUAAUGCAAGUUUCUAAAUAAAGAUGUGAUGAGAUUAGCAGUGUUAA